Molecule: messenger RNA, 2223 nt
Organism: Dufourea novaeangliae
Lineage: Eukaryota; Metazoa; Arthropoda; Insecta; Hymenoptera; Halictidae
Exons: 12
Coding region: 1-2223 (740 amino acids)
Source: RefSeq, a predicted model, not a curated record
AUGUCGGCGAAAGGCGCGAAAGCAUCGCCAUCCACUAUGGCCAAAGAAGUGACCAGUUUGCAGGUUUCUUUGCCUCAAAUGCUGGAUCUUGCGUUAGGAACGCCGGAGGUCGGAGCGGUGAAUUUGAAUAUUCUCCACAAUUUCCUUCAUAUACUGUUGCAACAGAUCGAUUUGAAAUCGACGAAGGUCGAAUAUCGGGGCGACGAAGCGAACCGUAUCAAGACGAUGGUGAACUCACUAAAACCGGGGCCGUCCCUUUACUUUCAACAAUAUAACAUUAUUAACGGUUCGAAGAAUGCAAAGCAACCUGUCCGUGUUUCCGAGUCUGCGACCGUGAAAGUCGACGUAAUAACGGGGGAAGAAGCUGAAUUAAAGAAAACGAAAGGGAGCAAACAACAGAUAGAGUCUGGAAUCGAAGGCGAACCUGAAACUGUGGUGUAUGUGGAACCGAUCGUAAACGGAGUUAUACCUACGGCAUUGGGAUUUAAACGGCUUGAACAUAGUGUGGAGGAACUUCAGAAGCGUUUUCAUGCACUAGAAGAACUGACAACGAAUCCAGAAUUGAUACAGCGUAUAAAGGGUAAAAUGACGGAUCCCCUAACCGACGUCUGGAAUAUCAUUAAUAUCACAAAACGAUUGGACGCUAGUGAGCAAGGUAUUGAUAAGCUGACAAGUAUGGUGCAAGAUGUGUUCAAAGGUGAUAAAGUCAUCGCAGACACACCAGAAUCGUCGCAGCUCGAGGAAAGAUUAACAAACUUAGAGGCUGUUCUUGAUAACAUGGAGAACGUUGUCAAGAACUUGCAAGUAAUCGCAAAUGUGAGCGGCGAGGAGGUAGAACCGACGGGGGAAGAAAAAGAGCAGCCAGUGCAGCAGCGAGUUUCUUUGAGCCAUCUAUUAGGCGGAUUAGACAUAAAAGGAAUGCACGAUGACGUAACCACAUUGCAAAAGGACGUUUCAACAAUGCGAGAAGACAUAAAGUCUUUGCAAGACAAAGUUACCGAAACCUUGCGUGCGUCUCCGUCCACUCUACAUUCGACGGCGCAAUCAGAAUCAAAGAAGCAAAAGGACGAAGUAACUGAAGAAACACCGAGUAAAGUGGAGACGGUGCCUGAGGAAAUAACAGAGCCGAAGAGACCAGAAAAACCGUUGAAAGUACAAAUACAAAGGGACUCGGUGGAUGUCGAAGAGAUUGUACAUACGGACGACAUGAAAUAUAUCCACCAGCGCGUCGUGAAGUUGGAAAAAGAUGUGUUGUGUUUGAAGGAGAAAAUGGAUAAUACGCCUAUGGCUGGCGUGACCGGUAACGCUGAGCUUGAUGAGUUGGUCUCGAAGAUUCAAAGUGUCCAGACAGAUAUGGAGAAACUGAACCAGACCGCGGAUCGUUUGAUCGAUGACAGGGAGAAUCGUGAAGUGCAUCUUAAUGCUUUACUCGAACAAAUAGAACUUCUGAAGACGAUAAAAGCUGACAGAGAGGAUCUCGAGGACGCGCUCGCUGAGAAGGCUGAUGCUCAGGCAAUACACAGAAAGGUUUCACACGACCAAUUUGAUGCCGCUUGCGACGACUUCGCUCAAGGUCUCGAGGACGCCAUUAAUAAACUGGGAAAACAGGAAUCAAUAUGGCAGCAAGCACUGGACGAAGUGCAGAGGGAGAUCGAGGGAAAAGUUGACAAGAUAGAAAUGACACCGUUGAAGGAUUUCGUGAGUCAUCGACUGAAAGCUCUUCAAGAUAAGUUGAAGGGCGUGGCUCAGAUGCGACAGGAUGCUGAAGCCGCAGGAACAAAGAAGUUGCUCAGGGACGUUCAGUGCAUAUCCUGCGACAAGAAUGUGGUCAUGAAGGUGCAAGACACGAACAAAUUGAAAAUGGAACCUUUGCCAUGCAACACGAGUAUGAAGCCGUAUCUCACCUACGAAUUGGAUCAAGUCAGAAAACAACACAGACGAUUACCUCACAGCAGAAAUAUGAUUCAAUUUGAGGCAGCUAUGCAGGAGGAAGCGAAGAAGCAAAAGACCGCGAGACAAGAGACAUUCGUAAAGACUCCGAGAGAUCACCUGUGCAAUCGAUACUGUGGCGGGAGUCACACGGUCACGACACCUCAACAGAGAGUAACGCGAAUGGGUCACUUUAUCAAUCAGUGGGGACCUGAAGUGGUACAGCUGACAGAAGGUAUGGUGAAAGGAACAGAUGGAAAGAUGUACAGAGGUCGUCCAGUACCACGGCGAUGA